This is a messenger RNA of Ziziphus jujuba (common jujube), 2346 nucleotides long. Its product is annotated as (R)-mandelonitrile lyase 2-like. The transcript is spliced from 4 exons. The record is from RefSeq and is a predicted model, not a curated record. Gene Ontology annotation, molecular function: flavin adenine dinucleotide binding; oxidoreductase activity, acting on CH-OH group of donors. Bases 479 to 2140 code for a protein of 553 amino acids. Lineage: Eukaryota; Viridiplantae; Streptophyta; Magnoliopsida; Rosales; Rhamnaceae.
AGACCCAUUUCUUUCUUUGUCCUUUUUUAAGAAUGAGAACCCAAACCACCAUAACUGUAGCACAUCGCCAUAACCAUAUUUUUUCAUCUCCUUCUCCGUAGAGAUCAUAGUAGGGAUGGUUUUAGCUCCAUCAAAUUUGAUUCGAUUGUUGACACGAUCUAGUGAGUAAAGGGAGAGCUGCUUAGGCGAGAGACACCAAUCAGAGGGAGGAGAGCUUCCGCAGAAGUGAAGGGGAGAGACGGUCACUUGAGUCCUCUUAUCGUGGGACAACGUGGCCGUCUGGGACAACUUGUCCUGUUCUCAAAAUUGUCUUUUUUAUUUAUUUUUAAUAUUUCUCUUUUUUUUUUUUUUCUUUUUUUUCUUUUUUUGUUUUUUGGGGUCUGUAUAAAAUGGCUAUAAACGCUGAAAGAGUAAUAGUAUAAUUUUCAAGGAAGCAAACAUCGAAAUUUUCCUACAAUUAGCUAUAGGAAUCUAAACCAUGGCUACUUUAGCCCUGCUUUUGCUCUUUUAUCUUUUUCAUCUUCAACUGGAUGUUCAUGCAUUGCCCUCUUCAUCUGAUUAUGAUUUUAGUUACAUGAAAUCUGUCUACAGUGCCAGUGAUCUACCAUUAAAAGAAGAGUAUGACUAUAUAAUAGUGGGAGGUGGCACAGCAGGUUGUCCUUUGGCUGCAACUUUAUCAGCAAACUACUCGAUUCUUAUCCUUGAAAGGGGCAGUGUUCCUGCUUCAUACCCACUGGUGUUGAAGUCAAGCGGGUUAUUAACUAACCUCUUGCAGGAAGACGACGGUAAAACACCUGCUCAGAGGUUUACUUCAGAAGACGGUGUUGCAAAUGUUAGAGGAAGAGUCCUUGGUGGCAGCAGCAUGCUCAAUGGAGGAUUCUUCUCCAGAGCCGAUGACCAAUUCUAUAAUGAAUCUGGCAUUGAUUGGGACAUGGAUGCGGUGGAGGAGGCAUAUCAAUGGGUGGAAGACACUAUUGUUUACCAGCCGAAUCUAUCAGCUUGGCAAUCUAUUUUUAGAGACGCUUUGCUUGAAGCAGGAGUUGGUCCUGACAAUGGAUUCACUCUGCAACAUUUAGUGGGAACCAAAACUUCUGGUUCAAUCUUCGAUAAUGAGGGAAGGAGACAUGGAGCUGUGGAGCUUCUUAACAGAGGCGAACUGAAGAACCUGAAAGUUGCGGUUGAGGCCUAUGCGGAGAGAAUCAUCUUCUCUUCCAAAGCAUCAGGUGUGACUGCAACUGGAGUCGUAUACAGUGAUUCGAAAGGUAGGACUCAUGAGGCAUUCAUAAGAGAUGAAGGAGAGGUGAUAUUGAGUGCAGGGGCAAUUGGGAGUCCUCAGCUUCUUCUACUUAGUGGAGUUGGUCCAGUAGCUCAUCUUUCAUCACAUACAAUUCGUGUAGUCAGCCAAAAUCCUGAUGUGGGAAAUUAUAUGUCUGAUAAUCCUCGUAAUAACAUCAAUAUUGUAGUCCCAUUUGCAUUAGAUCCAUCAGUUAUACAGGUGGUAGGAAUUACCAAUGAUUUCAAUUACAUAGAGGCACUCUCUCACAAUGCCUCAUUUACUUUUCCUCAACCUUUUAGCUUUUAUUCAAAUGGAAUCACUCCUUUAGAAUUGAAUGUGGCAACUAUUGUUGAGAAGUUUUCUGGACCUCUGUCGAGUGGCUCCCUCCGGUUGGUUUCAUCGACCGAUGUGAAAGUUAGCCCAACCAUCCGAUUCAACUACUUUGAAGAACCAGAGGACCUUGCUCGUUGCGUAAGAGGAAUGAGGAAGGUCGGUGAUAUGCUGAAGACUGACUCCAUGGCAGGACUUAAGUUUGAAGAUUUAGAAGGUGCCGAAGGUUUCAGGUUUUUAGGACCUUCUUUGCCAAGUAACCAAUCAGAUGAUGCAUCAAUGGAGGCAUUUUGCCGAAGCACGGUGACAACCAUCUGGCAUUACCAUGGUGGAUGUGUGGUUGGAAAGGUGGUGGAUGGUGAUUUGAGGGUGGUGGGUACAAAUUCACUUCGAGUGGUAGAUUCAUCCAUAUUCAAUACAUCACCCGGAACCAACCCUCAGGCCACCCUCAUGAUGAUAGGCCGGUAUGUUGGCCUUAAAAUGUUGCAGAAAAGAGAGGCAGCGAAACAGAUUAUUUACUAUCAAAAAAAAUAGUAAAUUAGAAAAAUAAAUUUGCUAAACGUCCAUUUUAUUGGACGAGUAUGGUCAAUAAAUCAUUGUGGUCGGAGUGCAAUUAUGCAUAAUGUUUUGUGGAACUUACUUUUUUUUUUUUUGGGAUAAAAUUUGUAGAACUUAUUUGUGUUGGUUUACUGAUGGCAAUCCUUAUUAUUUUAUAUCUAAGAAGGGGAUUUGUACUUUUA